This is a messenger RNA of Piliocolobus tephrosceles (Ugandan red Colobus), 9606 nucleotides long. RefSeq names its product DIP2 acetate--CoA ligase A (gene DIP2A). Bases 245 to 4963 code for a protein of 1572 amino acids. The record is from RefSeq and is a predicted model, not a curated record. Gene Ontology annotation, cellular component: cell surface. Lineage: Eukaryota; Metazoa; Chordata; Mammalia; Primates; Cercopithecidae. The transcript is spliced from 38 exons.
CCCGCGUAGAGCCGGCCGGGCGCUCAGGAGCGCGCGGGGCGGCGGCGGCGCGGAGGAGCCAUCCGCGCUCGUGCCCGGGUGGGUGCGUUGCCGCUCUGGCCGCGCCCCUGCCCCGCCGCCUCCCGCUCCUUGCUUGGCGGAUCUAGGUUGUUGGCCUGAGGGGAGCGACGUAGCCGCGGUUUGCGCUGCAGCCGCCAGGCCCGGUCCGGUUCCAGCCUCUGCCCGGACUCUAGCCGGCCUGGCCAUGGCUGACCGCGGGUGCCCGCUGGAGGCGGCGCCGCUGCCUGCAGAGGUGCGGGAGAGCCUGGCUGAGCUGGAGCUGGAGCUGUCUGAAGGUGACAUCACUCAAAAAGGGUAUGAAAAGAAAAGGGCAAAGCUGCUUGCACGUUAUAUACCGCUUAUUCAAGGAAUAGACCCAUCUCUACAAGCAGAGAAUAGAAUUCCUGGGCCCUCACAAACCACGGCGGCUGCACCCAAGCAGCAGAAGUCUCGGCCCACCACCUCGAGGGAUGAGCGCUUCCGGUCAGAUGUCCACACUGAAGCCGUGCAAGCAGCUUUGGCCAAAUACAAAGAGAGGAAGAUGCCUAUGCCUUCGAAAAGACGUUCUGUCCUUGUGCAUUCGUCUGUGGAAACCUACACGCCUCCAGACACGUCGUCUGCCUCAGAAGAUGAGGGCUCUUUACGGCGACCCGGGCGACUCACCUCCACUCCGCUCCAGAGCCAUUCCAGCGUCGAGCCCUGGCUCGACCGGGUCAUUCAGGGCUCGUCCACCUCAUCCUCUGCAUCCUCCACCUCAUCUCACCCGGGAGGGAGACCCACCGCCGCUCCCAGUGCUGCAGCCACGCCGGGGGCCGCCGCUGCCACUGCACUCGCAGGCCUUGAGGCCCACACCCACAUAGCAGAUCUGCAUUCUGCCCCUCCUGAUGUCACCACGGGCCUCGUGGAGCAUUCGUACUUCGAGCGUCCACAGGUGGCUUCUGUGAGAAGUGUUCCUCGGGGGUGCAGCGGGAGCAUGCUGGAAACAGCAGAUGGUGUCCCUGUGAACAGCCGAGUGUCCUCCAAAAUCCAGCAGCUUCUUAACACCCUGAAGAGGCCAAAGCGCCCUCCAUUGAAGGAGUUCUUUGUGGAUGAUUUUGAGGAAUUGUUGGAAGUUCAGCAACCAGAUCCAAAUCAACCGAAGCCUGAGGGAAGUGAGACGAGUGUGCUGAAGGGGGAGCCUCUCACUGCAGGUGUACCCCGACCACCGUCACUGUUGGCCACCUUGCAGCGCUGGGGCACAGCGCAGCCCAAAUCCCCCUGUCUGACUGCCUUGGAUACGACUGGGAAAGCCACCUACACUCUCACCUAUGGUAAACUUUGGAGUCGGAGUUUAAAACUAGCUUAUACUCUACUUAAUAAACUGACAAGUAAGAAUGAACCUCUACUUAAACCUGGAGACAGAGUGGCGCUUGUGUUUCCGAAUAGUGACCCUGUGAUGUUCAUGGUUGCAUUUUAUGGGUGUCUCCUGGCAGAGCUGGUUCCUGUCCCCAUAGAAGUGCCAUUAACGAGAAAGGACGCAGGCAGCCAGCAGGUUGGGUUUCUGCUGGGCAGCUGUGGAGUCUCCUUGGCCCUGACCACAGACGCUUGUCAGAAAGGCCUUCCCAAGGCACAGACGGGAGAAGUGGCAACUUUCAAAGGUUGGCCUCCCCUCUCCUGGCUGGUGAUUGAUGGGAAGCAUCUAGCCAGGCCCCCCAAGGACUGGCACCCUCUGGCCCAGGACACAAGGACUGGGACCGCCUACAUUGAGUAUAAAACCAGCAAAGAAGGCAGUACGGUGGGGGUCACGGUGUCCCACGCAUCCCUGCUGGCACAGUGCCGGGCUCUGACCCAGGCGUGCGGGUACUCAGAAGCGGAAACAUUAACAAAUGUGCUGGAUUUCAAAAGGGAUGCUGGUCUAUGGCAUGGAGUGUUAACAAGCGUCAUGAACAGGAUGCAUGUGGUCAGCAUCCCCUACGCGCUGAUGAAGGCCAACCCGCUCUCCUGGAUCCAGAAAGUGUGCUUCUAUAAAGCUCGGGCCGCGCUGGUGAAGUCGCGAGACAUGCACUGGUCUCUCCUAGCUCAGCGAGGCCAGAGGGACGUCAGUCUCAGCUCACUGCGCAUGCUGAUAGUGGCCGAUGGCGCCAACCCAUGGUCGAUCUCCUCCUGUGACGCCUUCCUCAACGUCUUCCAGUCCAGAGGUCUGAGGCCGGAGGUCAUCUGUCCUUGUGCCAGUUCUCCUGAGGCUCUGACUGUCGCCAUCCGCAGGCCACCUGAUCUGGGAGGACCACCUCCAAGAAAAGCGGUCCUGUCCAUGAAUGGUCUAAGUUAUGGUGUUAUCAGAGUGGAUACUGAAGAAAAGUUGUCAGUCCUUACCGUUCAGGACGUUGGUCAGGUGAUGCCUGGAGCUAAUGUAUGUGUUGUGAAGUUAGAAGGUACCCCUUAUCUUUGUAAAACUGACGAAGUGGGAGAAAUAUGCGUCAAUUCCAGUGCAACUGGCACAGCCUACUAUGGAUUGCUUGGAAUCACGAAGAAUGUGUUUGAGGCAGUUCCGGUCACUGCAGGAGGAGCACCCGUCUUUGACAGGCCAUUCACCAGGACGGGCCUGCUGGGCUUCAUCGGGCCUGACAACCUGGUCUUCAUUGUGGGCAAACUGGACGGGCUGAUGGUCACUGGAGUUCGCAGACACAAUGCAGAUGACGUUGUGGCCACCGCGCUGGCCGUGGAGCCCAUGAAGUUUGUCUACAGAGGCAGGAUCGCUGUGUUCUCCGUGACCGUGCUGCAUGAUGACCGCAUCGUCCUGGUGGCUGAGCAGCGGCCGGAUGCCUCGGAGGAGGACAGCUUCCAGUGGAUGAGCCGUGUGCUGCAGGCCAUCGAUAGCAUCCACCAGGUGGGCGUGUACUGUCUGGCCCUGGUUCCUGCCAACACCUUGCCCAAGGCUCCCCUCGGAGGGAUUCACAUUUCUGAAACCAAACAGCGCUUUCUGGAAGGGACACUGCACCCGUGCAAUGUGCUGAUGUGCCCUCACACCUGUGUUACCAACCUCCCCAAACCUCGCCAGAAACCACCAGAGGUUGGACCAGCCUCCAUGAUCGUGGGGAACCUGGUUGCUGGGAAGAGAAUUGCUCAGGCUUCUGGGAGAGAGCUUGCCCACCUGGAGGACAGUGACCAGGCACGGAAGUUCCUGUUCCUGGCUGACGUGCUGCAGUGGCGUGCCCACACCACUCCUGACCACCCGCUGUUCUUGCUGCUGAACGCCAAGGGCACCGUCACAAGCACUGCAACCUGUGUCCAGCUGCACAAAAGGGCUGAGAGAGUGGCUGCGGCUCUGAUGGAGAAGGGAAGACUGAGUGUUGGGGACCACGUGGCUCUGGUCUACCCACCAGGGGUGGACCUCAUCGCCGCGUUCUAUGGCUGCUUGUACUGUGGUUGCGUGCCCGUCACCGUGCGGCCCCCACACCCUCAGAACCUUGGCACCACACUGCCCACCGUCAAGAUGAUCGUGGAGGUCAGCAAGUCUGCAUGCGUCCUCACCACGCAGGCUGUCACACGGCUGCUCAGGUCCAAGGAGGCUGCUGCCGCUGUGGACAUCAGGACCUGGCCCACCAUCCUAGACACAGAUGACAUCCCGAAAAAGAAGGUAGCGAGUAUUUUCAGGCCUCCCUCCCCCGAUGUCCUCGCAUACUUGGACUUCAGCGUGUCAACCACUGGGAUACUAGCGGGGGUGAAGAUGUCUCACGCGGCCACAAGCGCCUUAUGCCGCUCCAUAAAGCUGCAGUGUGAGCUGUACCCCUCGCGGCAGAUCGCCAUCUGCCUGGACCCCUACUGUGGCCUUGGCUUUGCCCUGUGGUGUCUGUGCAGUGUCUACUCGGGACACCAGUCAGUGCUGGUGCCCCCGCUGGAGCUGGAGAGCAAUGUGUCCCUGUGGCUGUCGGCCGUCAGCCAGUACAAGGCCCGCGUCACCUUCUGCUCCUACUCUGUGAUGGAGAUGUGCACCAAGGGCCUGGGCGCACAGACGGGUGUCCUCAGGAUGAAGGGGGUGAACCUGUCAUGUGUGCGCACGUGCAUGGUGGUCGCCGAGGAGCGGCCCAGGAUUGCGCUGACCCAGUCCUUCUCCAAGCUCUUCAAGGACCUGGGCCUGCCGGCCCGCGCCGUAAGCACCACGUUCGGGUGCAGGGUCAACGUGGCCAUCUGCCUCCAGGGCACAGCUGGCCCAGACCCCACAACCGUCUACGUGGACAUGCGGGCACUGCGCCAUGACAGGGUACGUUUGGUAGAACGGGGUUCUCCACACAGCCUGCCAUUGAUGGAGUCUGGAAAGAUCCUCCCUGGCGUGAAGGUCAUCAUCGCACACACUGAGACCAAAGGACCCUUGGGAGACUCACACCUGGGAGAGAUCUGGGUAAGCAGCCCCCACAAUGCCACCGGGUACUACACAGUCUACGGGGAGGAGGCGCUUCACGCCGACCACUUCAGUGCCCGGCUGAGUUUUGGAGACACACAGACCAUCUGGGCAAGGACCGGCUACCUUGGCUUCCUUCGACGAACAGAGCUCACCGAUGCCAGUGGAGGGCGGCAUGAUGCACUGUAUGUCGUUGGGUCUCUGGAUGAAACUCUGGAGCUCAGAGGCAUGCGGUACCACCCCAUCGACAUCGAGACCUCUGUCAUCCGAGCACACAGGAGCAUCGCUGAGUGUGCCGUGUUCACCUGGACCAACCUGCUGGUGGUGGUGGUGGAGCUGGAUGGGCUCGAGCAGGAUGCCCUGGACCUGGUGGCCCUGGUGACCAACGUGGUGCUGGAGGAGCACUACCUGGUGGUGGGCGUGGUGGUCAUUGUGGACCCAGGGGUGAUCCCUAUCAACUCUCGGGGUGAGAAGCAGCGCAUGCACCUGCGGGACGGCUUCCUGGCUGACCAGCUGGACCCCAUCUACGUGGCCUACAACAUGUGAGCAGCACCCAGCCCGGUGCCGGAGACCAGUGAGCUCCAGCAGUCCAAGGUGAUGUGGGAAGACACUGCAGAGCCCACGCACCGGGACUCGCCCCUUCCUGUGCUCUUACAGAUCCCUCUCAGCAGUUCCCUGCGUCUCCUUUUAGAAAGCACUUCCUGAAGUAUUUAAAGAAAUAUUUUGAAUCUGCCAAGUACAUUUACAAAAACACAGAUGCUGGUAUUUUAACAGAUGGAGAGACAAGGAAAGGAAAGGAAAGGCCUGGCGUGGGCAUUGUGAGGAAUCACAGGCACCGAGGUUGUUCUCUGCUGUACUGCAAGUUUGCACUUUCUUUAGGCUAAAAAUGUAGUUCCUGAUUUUUAAAAUUCAGUUAUUUAUUCCCACUUUAAAUGACAAGUUCAUAUAUAGAAAUUACGGAGAGAAACUUGAGACCAUUUACAGAGAGAAACUUGAUUCUGGGAAGAUAGCAGAGUACAAACCAGCUGCCUCACUUCUGUUUCACAGGGAGGCUUACGGAAAGGAAGCAAGCUGGACCCGUCCUCCCUACUCACAGCACUGUGGUCACACACAGUGCCUCCUCUGCCAGUUUCGUUAUUGAAAGAGGUGUGCUGGCCGGGCGCCACUCGUGGCGCUCGCCUGUAAUCCCAGCACUUUGGGAGGCCAAGGCGGGUGGAUCGUGAGGUCAGGAGAUCGAGACCAUCCUGGCUAACACGGAGAAACCCCGUCUCUACUAAAAAUACAAAAAAUUAGCCAGAUGUGGUGGUGGGCGCCUGUAGUCCCAGUUACUCGGGAGGCUGAGGCAGGAGAAUGGUGUGAACCUGGGAGGCGGAGCUUGCAGUGAGCUGAGAUCAUGCCUCUCGCCACUGCACUCUAGCCUGGGUGACAGAGUGAGACGCCGUUGUAAAAAAAAAAACAAAAACAAAAAACAAAGGUGUGCUGCUUGUCAGCAUAUAUUGUUGUUGUUACGGACACUCAGUAAGUGCCAUUUUGGACUGCCAAGUUUAGAUGCUUUGUUUCAGAAACAUAAGCCAGCAUUUAGUUUUAAAUCACUUUCCUGGUUUGUAACUUGAUGCUGUUUAGUUAAAUUUUCUAGUUUUCCUAACACUACGAUAUUAAUUCUUCUCGUGGAAGUGUACUGAUGUAUUAUUUUUAUUCCAAGUCAGCAGAUUUGGAAGCAUUGGUGGUAAAGUCUAAGGUUUUCAUAUCCAUAGUGCUGUUUGGUGAGUACCAGCAGUACAGUUGAGGGGAGCAGGGAACAGCGUUGCCCCGUAUUGAAGGUGGAGACGGUUACAUUCUUCACUGCCUUUCACAUUUUGAGUUGUGUGCCUAUAAAGUUUGGCCAAACCAUUUUUUUAUUUUGUUCAAACUUGACUAAGCUGAGUGAUCUAAAAUUAUACAGAACCUAAAUCAGAGAAUGUAAAGUCCUUUAGUUACUUCUAAGAAUUUGAAGGCAAGCACGAAUCUAAGAUAUAGAUUAUUUUUAUAUAGCUAAUUAAGAGUAUGUUAUGAAAUUGUUGGGUUUUUGGGGUAUUGAGGGUGGAAAAUUUUGUGAAUCAUGCAUGCUUCACAGAAACAACCAGGUUUUUCCAGAAUUAGUCUGGAUCAGUGCCUAACAAAGCUGUUAUUAAUUCUCCACACGUGAACCUGGCUAACUGGGCCAGCGCUCAUGCUUUACUCCUGUCCGGCUACAGAUAGCACUGUGCAUAGUAGCCCUGUUUGCCCAUGGUGUUGGACUGUGGUAAAGUAUGUUGUGACAUACUGGAAUUCUAAUAACCCUGUUGUAAUUAUGUACAGAAUCUAUGUAACUUAUUGUUGAUAUACAGAGGUUUGGGCAGUAGUCUAACGGACAUUCCUUACAAUAGAAUGGCUGGGAAGGGAAAGAAGAAAAAAAAGCUACCUAACUCCAAUCUUGAUGUUGUAGUUUUAUAGCAAACAAAAAUUGUCAGCUUUUUGUAUUGAAAGGUCAGUGGUGGUAAGACAAGGUGUCUUGUAAAUUAAGAUUUUAAGAAGUGCAUUAAAAUGUUUUAGAGUUACUCUGGGAAUUCUGUAUAUCAUACUAAAAUUUUUAUAUCAUUAUGUUAAUAAAAGUUAUUGACUUUGUAAUUCUGCAUUUUGAAAUGUGUGAAAAGGGUUUUUAAAUUACCCCGAAUAGGAUGUAAUAGGAUGUAUUUUAUUUUGCUUUUUUUUUCCUGACUAUAAAAGCAAUUAUGCUUAUAGCAUAAAAUCUAGAAAGCACAUUAAAGUAUAAAGAAAAUUAAAAUUUCUUGUAAUUCUACCUCUGAGUAAAUAGCAGCAUUCGUAUGUGACAUAAACCCUCUCAGGGAUUUAUUUUUUUUCUUUUUAAAAAUUUUUUACAAAAUUAGAAUCAAGUGCUUUUUUAAAUAAUUUGCUUUUGUACUUAAUAAAUUAUAGACUUCUAAGUCUAUUACAUAUAUUCUUCUACGUUUCAAUGGCUGUAUUUUACAAGUGUGCCAUGAGUAAAUGUAGUAUUUGCUGUAUUGCUGUACAUCAGUGUUGUUUCAACAGGACCACACUGCCAUGAUUAGUUACUGCCUUGAGCUCAGCUCUUAUAGGUAGAGCGAGUGGGUCAGGGUUCACGCCAGGUUGGAAGCUUUGGGUACCUGCUGCCCUCCAGAAGGGAGGAAAAGGCCUCUUUGCAGUUGCCAAGCAACGUUGGCAGUGGACAUGCGCUCAAGGUUAAAAUAACUCUUUAACAGUUUGAUAGGCAAAUAAGUGGUGUGUCUGGUCAUGUUGAAUAUGUCCUUAUUUGUUCAUGGCCAUUUUUAGUUCUUAUCUGAUGUAUUUUGUUCAGAUUUGGCAGUUUUUAUGGUCAAGUUUUUUCUUACUGACAUGUAGGAGUCUCUUUUUAAGAAUUAUAACCUCCAUAUACUUUGUUUUCUUGUGGGUUAUUUGUAUUUUGGUUCUAUUUGUUUUUAAUGCAGGUGGUUUUUUAAAUGUUACAUUUAUGCAAACUAUGUUAUUGUGUUUGAUUUCAGAUUAUGAAUAUAGCUGAUUUAUUUCAAAGUGGUUCUACUGGAAUGAUCAGCAUAAACCAAUGGGGAGUACAUGGCAGAGAAAUAACUAUCCUCCAGUGUUUGCCUGGUUCCUGCCACAGUGCUGGCUUUCAGGCCUUCCAGGCUGUUCUAAAGAAAAGGCAAGGAGACCUGCUGCUGCCACUGUGUCUUGCUGUCAGUAAAUAUCCUCAGUAAAUCACGUGCAUGUUAUUUGCCAUGUGAAAAAAGAACAGGAGGAGGAAGCAUUCCCUUCCUAUCUGAGAUAAUGUUACGUAAAUUUUGGGUCCUAAAGGGUUAGGGAAGGCAUACUCUAUUUAAAUUGGAUACAAUAGCAGUGUUGUAACACUCUGCAUGGCAUUCAUCCUCUUGUUUGAUGUUCAAUUUCAGUAAUGGAGAAUUAAAAGGAAACUACAUGUAAAAUUUCAAAAUUAAUGGUUUUUACAUUUUUGCUUAUUAGUAAAAAAUUUGAGUUGAAGAGGAACGACUUUAAAGUAUCUAAGCAGGUGCCUGGACUAUCCUCCCUCUUCCCUCUUGCUGGUCUGAAAGCCUCAAUCACCCUAAUCCUCACCCAGGUCUUCCUGAAUUCUGCUCUGCUUUUCAGGAUUUAAUGAGAGAACCUUUUCACAUGAGCCUAUGAGAUAUUUCAGAAGGAUCAUUGUGGAGUUUGCUAAGGGCAGUACAGAGUGAGAAAUUGAGAGUUUAUUAGUGUUUAGUGCCUACUAAGUGUGGGGUACGUUAUUCCCCAGAUUCUCAAAGGAACUGAAAAGACCAGAUAUGAAUAUUCAUUUCACAUGCCACUUAAAAAAAGUCAAAAGGAGCACGAGGGAUCAAAUGAAGCUUUGAGGGGAAAAGGGAGCACAGAGGUAUUGUCACUGACCAUCACUGCUAGGUGGGUGUGCCCAGAUGCUGCAGGAGGCUCCAGAUGGAAAUCAGUGGAGUGAAGGCCAUCUACAGGCUUUCAUGCUCUGGUGGAAUGGUACAUAAGUCAAAGAAAAGCAAUUUUUAGCAUUUAUGUUAUUCAGUGAAGGGGAAGGAUUCUGGGAAGAUUGCAGAGUACAAACCACCAGGAAUAUGUCUUCCCUACCUGGACAGUAAUUGCACUGGCAGAAUCUGACGUGACUAUUUUGGAGCUCUGGAGUCUGCUGAUGGCUUGUAACUUCCAGGGCAAGGCUUAGAUGGUAAAUUAGGGUUAAUUUUAGCUCCUGGCACAGUGGCAGCUACCCUACCCCCUGCCCAUGGCAGGCAACUGUGCACGUGUUCCAGGAGCAGCUUGCACAUGGAGCCAGAUCCUUGAUUGCUACUUCUGAUUUUAGAGGGGCAGAUGAGUCCGGAGACCAUUGUUGCACCUCCCCUGAUUUUUGCAAACCCCUCUUCAUCCAGCUUAAAUUACUUCCAUUGCUGUGAUUUAAAGGCCCAGGACCCUUCUCCCCCAACCCUUCAUUUUUCUCAUUUUCUCCUUUUGGGAGCCAGACACUAAAGACUAGGACGUUCAAAAGCACCUGCACAAACCGGGGUGAGGUAGAAAAUGUACCUGUCCAGGGAAAGGGACAGGCUCAGAAAAGAACCAAGAAGACCUUAAAAUGAGACCUCAAGCUGAUCCUUGACAUAGAGACAGCUAAGGAUCAAUAAAAA